Sciurus carolinensis (gray squirrel) is the source of this 3709-nucleotide messenger RNA. Its product is annotated as zinc finger protein 665-like. The transcript has 3 exons. The coding region runs from base 114 to 3044 and encodes 976 amino acids. Gene Ontology annotation, biological process: negative regulation of transcription by RNA polymerase II. Lineage: Eukaryota; Metazoa; Chordata; Mammalia; Rodentia; Sciuridae. Gene Ontology annotation, molecular function: DNA-binding transcription repressor activity, RNA polymerase II-specific. The record is from RefSeq and is a predicted model, not a curated record.
GACAUCCUUCGGAUCCACCUCUAGACUCGCGCUCCUGCGCUCCUGCUGCGGGUGUGGCGCCACCAGGAGGUGCCGGAAACCCCGGAGAGAGCGCCGGGUUCCCGACGCCCGGGAUGGAACUGUUGACAUUCAGGGACGUGGCCGUUGAUUUCUCCGAAGAGGAGUGGGGAUGCCUGGAGCCAGCUCAGCAGAAUUUAUACAGAGAAGUGAUGUUGGAGAACUACAGGAACCUGGUCUUCCUGGCCAAGGCCUCUCAUCAUACCCAGGAAAUUUCACCAGAGCCUGGCAUAGAACUUUUAUUUAAAAAAUUGAUAAAGAGAAGAUAUGGAAAUUGUAACCCUCACUAUUUACAAAAAAAGAAAGUAUGGGACAGUCUAGGUGAGAGUGAAGGUCAGAAAUCAUAUUAUAAAGGACAAGACAAAUUAGUUGUGACUGUGCAUAAUGAAAACCUUACUGUCAACAGACCUCAAGAACAUUUAACAUCUCAGAAAAGUAUUCAAUUCUUACCUGAAGGACAAGUUUCUAAAAGUGAUCCUUUUGGAAGUUUCUUUACAAAGUGUCCAUUAUUCUGCAGUGAACAAAGAAUUCCUUCCUGUGCCCAAACAUACACUUUCAAUGAUUGUGGGAAUGUUCCUGUGUACUCAUUACUGCUUAAUCAAAAUUCAGAUGUAGAUUUCUGUAAAGUAUGUAGCAUGUGCAAUGAAGCAAGCAACACCUUCAGCCAGGUCUCUGCCCCAAGCAAUUACCAGUGCACUUAUGUUGGAGGAAAAGAGUAUGAAUGUAGCAAGACACAGAACUUCAGCUCUGGUUGCAAUACGAGAAAACACAAGUGUGCUCAUUGUGCACAGAACCUUUACCAUGACGACAGGUGUGGGAAAGUCCCUCCUCAGUGCUCAGAGCUCAUUGCCCCUCCAGGUGCUCAGAGCCAAGAGAAGCCUUGGACAUGUGAGGAAUGUGAGAGAGCUUCCCAUCCAACUGCAAGACCUCCUGAACACAGGGGAGCUCAGCCUGCAAGGGAGCCACGCAAAGUGAAGGAGCGUGUCCAAGCAUGGAGUUCUGCACCCCUUUCUAAACAUGUCGGGUACCACAGUAGUGAUCAACUUGACAAGUUUAAAGAAUGUGGCAAAACUUUGAAUCAAGGACCACCCCCUGUUAAGCAGCACAGAAUUCACACUGCAGAGAAACCCUACAAAUGUGGACAAUGUGGCAAAUCCUUUAAAAAUUGCUCAACCCUUUCUAAACACCUGAGAUGGCAUAGUAGUAAAAAAACCUACAAAUGUAAAGAAUGUGAAAAAGUUUUUAAGAAUUUUUCAACCCUUGCUCAACACCAAAGGAUUCAUACUGGAGAGAAGCCCUACAAAUGUGAAGAAUGUGGCAAAGCUUUUACUUUCAGAUCAAACCUUAUUAAUCAUCAGAGACUUCAUACUGGAAAGCAUCCCUACAAAUGUGAAGAAUGUGGGAAAGUCUUAACAAAAAGAGGAUACCUUCCUGAACACCAGAGAAUUCAUUCUGGAGAGAAGCCCUACAAGUGUAAGGAAUGUGGGAAAGGCUUUAAUCGAAGAGCACACCUUGAUGAACACCAGAGAAUUCAUACUGGAGAGAAGCCCUACACUUGUAAGAAAUGUAGUAAAGCUUUUAAUGCUUAUUCAUCCUUUACCAAACACCAGAGAAUCCAUACAGGAGAGAAGCCCUACAAAUGUGAAACAUGUGGCAAAGCUUUUAAUCGAAGAGCACACCUUACUCGACACCAGAGAAUUCAUACAGGAGAGAAGCCCUACAAAUGUAAGAAAUGUAGCAAAGCUUUUAGGGAACAUUCAUCCCUUACCAAACACCAGAGAAUUCAUACUGGAGAGAAGCCCUAUAAGUGUGAAGAAUGUGGGAAAAGUUUUACUCAAAGAGUAGGCCUUACUCAACAUCAGAGAAUUCAUGCAAGAGACAAGCCCUACAAAUGUAAUGAGUGUGGGAAAGCUUUUAAUCAAAGCUCACACCUUAUGCAACACCAGAGAAUUCAUGCAGGAGAGAAGCCCUACAAGUGUGAAGAAUGUGGGAAAGAUUUUACUCAAAGACCUCACCUUACUGAACACCAGAAAAUUCAUACUGGAGAGAAGCCCUACAAAUGUGAAGAAUGUGGGAAAGGUUUUACUCAAAGACCUCACCUUACUGAACACCAGAGAAUUCAUACUGGAGAGAAGCCCUACAAAUGUAAUGAAUGUGGGAGAAGUUUUACUCAAAGCUUAUGCCUUACCGAACACCAGAGAAUUCAUGCAGGAGAGAAGCCCUACAAAUGUAAUGAAUGUGGAAAAGCUUUUAAUCGAAGAGCAUAUCUUACUCAACACCAGAGAAUUCAUGCAGGAAAGAAACCCUACAAGUGUGAAGAAUGUGGCAAAGCUUUUAAUCAAAGAGCAUAUCUUACUCAACACCAGAGAAUUCAUACUGGAGAGAAGCCCUACAAAUGUAGUGAAUGUGGGAAAGGUUUUACUCAAAGCUCACACCUUACUCAACACCAGAGAAUUCAUGCUGGAGAGAAGCCCUACAAAUGUGAAGAAUGUGGCAAAGCUUUUAAUCAAAAAGCCUACCUUACUCGACACCAGAGAAUUCAUACUGGAGAGAAGCCCUACAAAUGUGAAGAAUGUGGGAAAAGUUUUACUCAAAGAACAUGCCUUACUCAACACCAGAGAAUUCAUGCAGGAGAGAAGCCCUACAAAUGUAAUGAGUGUGGAAAAGCUUUUAAUCGAAGAGCAUACCUUACUCAGCACCAGAGAAUUCAUGCAGGAGAGAAGCCCUACAAAUGUGAAGAGUGUGGCAAAGCUUUUAAUCAAAGAACAUGCCUUACCCAACACCAGAGAAUUCAUGCAGGAGAGAAGCCCUACAAAUGUAAUGAGUGUGGGAAAGUUUUUACUCAAAGCUCACACCUUACUCAACACCAGAGAAUUCAUGCAGGAGAGAAGCCCCACAAAUGUGAAGAAUGUGGGAAAGGUUUUACUCAAAGACCACACCUUACUGAACACCAGAAAAUUCAUACUAGAGAGAAGCCCUACAAAUGACAACAUUGUACCAAAGACUUUAAGGAUGGUGCAACCCUUAUUGCACACAACAGGAAUCAUAGUAGAGAGAAAUUAUACAAAGACCAAAAUGUGAUAGUGUCUCUAAAGUUGUUCACACCUUACUCAGCACCAGAGAGUUCAUAAUGGGGAGAGAUAAUACAAGUGUAAAAAACUAUUGCAAACCUUUUAGCAACUUUACAAACAUGGCUUAUCACUGGAGAAUUUAUAGUGCAUAGAAACCCUAAUCAAUGUAAAUACUGUGUCUGAGUCUUUACUAAAAUUUCAAACUUUUUUAACAUUAGAAACCUGAUAUCUAUAGGAUAUGUGGAAAGACAUUUGCCUGAAAUAUAUGCCUUAUAUAACAGCAAAAUAUCUAUAAUGAAGAAAACACUUUGAGAAAUAUUUUAAAAUAUAGCAAAGUCCUUAUUUGCACUUCAUAUCUUGAUGUGAGAAGGAAAUGAGGAAUUAUCUUUAACGUUUACUUAAAAUUUAUUAAACAUCCUUAGCUGAUACAGAAAUAAAGAAAUUCUCAUAAAGAAUCAUAGAAUAGUGCAGAAAACUUGUCUUAAAGAUUACUCAAUAUCCUCAAUUUUGAAAAUUGAAGAAAACAACUUAACUUAGAUUGUUUUAUCAAAAGACUUGUUCUUCAGAGUUGUUAAUCUAUA